Messenger RNA from Halichondria panicea, 1505 nucleotides. Its product is annotated as probable serine carboxypeptidase CPVL. The transcript is spliced from 11 exons. The record is from RefSeq and is a predicted model, not a curated record. Gene Ontology annotation, biological process: proteolysis. Lineage: Eukaryota; Metazoa; Porifera; Demospongiae; Suberitida; Halichondriidae. The coding region runs from base 1 to 1404 and encodes 467 amino acids. Gene Ontology annotation, molecular function: serine-type carboxypeptidase activity.
AUGGCUGCAGCAAUGGAGAAGCUGAUUCUUCUCUCUGUUCUGUUGCUUCCUCUGGUGCUCAGUUCUCCACUGGGGUCCAUAUUCCAUCAGCACAAGGCUACCUAUCGUCCCUCACUGGGUGCAGAUCCUGGAGACCCUCUCUACCUCACUCCCUACAUAAAGAAGGGAGAUGUCACCACUGCUCACAAGUUGAGUGAAGUGACGGAGAAGCUAGCUGGUGUGACCAGUUACUCUGGCUUCCUCACUGUCAAUGAGACUUACAAUGGAAACAUGUUCUUCUGGUUCUUCCCUGCACAGAAUGACGAUAAAUCUGCUCCUGUAGUAGUGUGGCUUCAAGGUGGUCCCGGAGGCUCCUCCCUCUUUGGUCUGUUUAACGAGAACGGCCCCCUCGUGGUGGACUCCAGCGGGAAGGUGUCUCUCAGAAAAAUCAACUGGAACACUGACUACAACAUGCUGUACAUCGACAAUCCUGUCGGCACUGGUUUCAGUUUCACUAACGACAGUAAAGGAUUCUCUACUAAUGAAGUGGAGGUGGCAGUCAACUUGUACUCUGCCCUCACUCAAUUCUUCACUGUCUUCUCCGAGUACCAGACAAACGACUUCUACGUAACGGGAGAGUCGUAUGGUGGCAAGUACGUGCCUGCCAUUGGUUACAAGAUCCACACUGAGAACAUGAACAACCCAGCUGUCAAGAUAAACCUGAAGGGACUUGCCAUCGGAGACGGGUGGUGUGACCCUGAAAAUAUGGUGGGCAGCUAUGGACCGCUACUCUAUCAGAUUGGAAUGGCUGACACAAACCAGAGAAACAGGAUCCAAGAAUUGACUAACCAGAUCGUCACAAAUAUUCAGAACCAGCAGUUUGUGCCUGCACGCCUGGUUUGGAACGCUUUGUUUGACUAUGUCUACACCAUAUCUGGCUCUACCAACUACUAUAACUUUUUGAAAAUAACGUCUCCUCCUGAUUUUAACUACUACGUUCCCUUCAUUAACACCACUGACAUCAGACGAGCCAUUCACGUCGGCAGUCUCAGCUAUGGCUCUCAGUCCGGAGAGGUGAACAAAGCACUGGGAAUUGAUUUCAUGGACUCCAUUAAGAAGUGGUUGUCUGUACUGAUGGACAACUAUAAGGUCCUCCUGUACAACGGGCAGCUGGACAUUGUGGUGGGCCCCACCCUCACGGAGAGAAUGUUGCAAGUGCUGGAUUGGUCCGGAAAAGAAGAGUACCUGAAAGCAGACAAAAUGGUGUGGAAGAUAGGAGAUGAUGUUGCCGGGUAUGUGAGGACAGUGAACAAGUUCAUGCAGGCGAUUGUAAGAGGGGGUGGGCACAUUCUCCCGUUUGACCAGCCGGAGAGAGCACUCAACCUCAUCCAGAACUUUGUGAACAUGCCUGAUCAUGGCUUUUGAAUAUAAUUAUAUCCUUCAAUUUGUCGUCAUUAUUUUUUGUAUGCAGUUAUCUAUAUCAUUCUAUUGCUAUGAAAGAAGUUACGACAAUUGAAUAUAUAAAA